AUGAGAAAGAGUGUGAAGCGCGUUUCCGUUCAGUCGACGUUCCUCGUUGAUCUUGCUCCAUUUCGAAGGGCAGCUCUCAAGUUCCUCGCAAUGCCGCAUGCUAAUGGGGAGUGGCUAUGCCAAAGAUAUAAAUCGAAGAAUGUCAAAUUACUGCCAAGUGAAUAA
This is a messenger RNA of Aspergillus nidulans FGSC A4, 165 nucleotides long. RefSeq lists its product as uncharacterized. The record is from RefSeq and is a predicted model, not a curated record. The coding region runs from base 1 to 165 and encodes 54 amino acids. The transcript has 3 exons. Lineage: Eukaryota; Fungi; Ascomycota; Eurotiomycetes; Eurotiales; Aspergillaceae.